AUGAAGCUUGUAUCUAUUCUCCUUUUAACUUUGGGAGCUUUUGCCUCCGCUGAACCUGGACGGAAUGUACCCAUCUCCGAUGCGGAGUGGGAAGCCCUCAAGGAGGCCGGCCUGAAAAGGCGCGUUGAUAUCAAUAAGCCCAUAUCGGACGUGGAAUACGCAGCUCUUGAAGCUGGCGGUCUCACUACUAAGGGUGUGAACGAGCUCGAAGCUCGUGAUCAUAUUAUGAAUUGUGGCCACAGAGUCACUGGAAAGGGAGGGAGCAAUGGCCAUGGGAAGUGGGUUCCUGUGGCUCAAUUCAAGACACUCGCACGGAGCUUUUGCGAUGCGUACGUUGGGACAGAUAUCGCCAAGGGCCAUGAAACGUCUGAUACCUACGGUGUCACUCUCACCAAUGGAAAGGACGGGAACGUCGUCUUCGCGAUCUACAACACGCAAUACAGUGAUGCAUGGAUCCUUAACUCCGACACUUGCUACAAUGCAAUGAUUGCACCUCUGGGUGACCAUGCGAAACGUGAUUUAUCCUUGGGGAAGAGGGAUAACUGUUGGGGAUCUAAGCACAAUGACUACGAGGGUGGCUAUUAUAAGGUGGACAAGAUUGGCGCUUUUGGAAGCGAGGUCUAUGCUUCUAAUUAG
Aspergillus thermomutatus is the source of this 636-nucleotide messenger RNA. RefSeq lists its product as uncharacterized. The transcript is spliced from 3 exons. The record is from RefSeq and is a predicted model, not a curated record. Lineage: Eukaryota; Fungi; Ascomycota; Eurotiomycetes; Eurotiales; Aspergillaceae. Bases 1 to 636 code for a protein of 211 amino acids.